UCCGGAGUGGACAGAUGGGCUGGGGGACACAGGAUGGCAGACCUAAUAGGAGUAUCUAACGGGACAUGCGGACGGGCUGAAUUCUUCUAAUAUUUCAGUUGCUGCUUGUGUCAGUGCGAGGCCUUGCCAUGCCGUUGGUAAAGAGGAACAUCGAGCCCCGUCACCUCUGCCGAGGGGAGCUCCCUGAGGGCAUCGGCAGCGAGCUUGAGUGUGUGAUGAACAACACGCUCUCUGCCAUCAUUCGUCAGCUCAGCAGCUUGAGUAAACAUGCUGAGGACAUAUUUGGCGAACUGUUUAAUGAGGCCAAUAUCUUUUACCUGCGUGCCAGCUCUCUCCAGGACCGCAUUGACCGGCUGGCCGUCAAGGUCACACAGCUGGACUCCACUGUGGAGGAAGUUUCCCUGCAAGAUAUCAACAUGAGGAAAGCCUUCAAAAGCUCUACUACUCAGGACCAGCAGGUGGUGUCCAAGAGCAGUGUGCCCAAUCCUGUCAAGGAGAUGUACAAUCUGGGCGACAAGCCUCCUCCACUCAGCAUCCUCUCACCGUACAGAGAUGAUCACAAGGAAGCACUAAAGUUCUACACUGAUCCCUCAUACUUCUUUGACCUGUGGAAGGAGAAGAUGCUGCAGGACACUGAGGACAAGAGGAAAGAGAAGAGGAAGCAGAAGGAGCAGCGGCGUUGUGUGGAUGGGACAUUACAGAGGGAGGUGAAGAAGGUCCGUAAGGCGAGAAACCGUCGGCAGGAGUGGAACAUGUUGGCUCUGGAUAAAGAGCUGAGACCGGACCAUCGACACACCAUACACCGCGACAGAGGGGCUUCAUCUGAGAGCUCAGUAUCGCCAGAGAACAGGGGUCAUGGUCUUGAUCAGCAUCAUCACUACCCCAACACCAUGAACCAUGCUGGUCAUGCCCACACCUACUCUGGCCCUCCGCCCAGCAUCCUGGCUGCUCAGAUGGCCACUCGUGGUGGAGGUGAGCAUGACAACAGGGGUAGGACAAUAAUGGCCUAUCAGGGAGGGACACUGGGCCGAUCUCACCACCACCAAGUGCUGCUGCCUCCUCCACCUACUGAAGCUAUGAAUGGUGGCUCCAUGCCCCUUCCACCAGUGGACUACAGUAUGGAUGGUUAUGCCAACACUGGCCCCCCGCCCCCUCCCCCAGCCCCUCUCAUUCCUUCUUCCCAGACCGCUUUUGCCUCACCUCCUGGAGGCCCAGCACCUUCUGGGCCAAUGGCUGGGGCUGGGAGCUUAGCUCCGCCCCCGCCACCGUCCCAAGCAACUCCAGCACCUCCUGGUCCUCCACCUCCCCCGCUUCCAGCUGGUGCCUCCCACUCCACAAGCCACAAGAUGUCCUCCUCUGCACCUGCUGAGGCCACAGUGGUCAGUGAUGCCCGCAGUGAUCUGUUGGCUGCUAUACGUAUGGGCAUCCAGCUGAAGAAGGUGCAGGAGCAGCAGGAGCAGCAGGCCAAGAGGGAACCAGUUGGAAAUGACGUGGCCACCAUACUGUCACGGCGCAUCGCUGUGGAAUACUCCGACUCCGACGACUCCGAGUUGGAGGACAAUGAUUGGUCGGAUUAACACACACAAACAAAUGGGAUAACUACUGAAGAUACACACAAUAAAAAGGCACACAAUCAUUUGAAAAAAUGCUUAUUGUAUCACACUUACAGGCUGUCACACACUUUGUUGCUGAAAACACACACUCAUACACCUACACACAUUCACAUUCUGUAGGUUGAUAUAAGCUCAAUGGUCCAAAACUGGACAUCAGGGGAUGCAUUCAAGACGCACCAACACUGUAAAGAGACUAUUAAUAUACUUUAAUGCUGACCGCUCUGUGAAACACUAACAUUCAGUCUGAUGAUUGUACAGGUUGUCAAAGCCUUGUGACUACACCCCUGUGGAUGUUUCUCUACCUGGUAUAAGACUAUAGUCACCCUGUAAAGGUGCUUAUUUCAUGUAUAGUUAAAGCUUGAGAAAGUUAGAAGAAAUAGAAACUUUCCUCUUGAGCUGACCAAUGUACUUGUCUUUUUAAAAUGUUUUUACUCAAACACUUGUGUAUGCCAUAGAUCGCGAGGCAAAUUUUUAAUAUGUAGAUGAGUGGAAGUGGAGGAGUAAUUGUAGCGCUAAGUGGUCGCUGUGGUCAGCGAUUCAAUGGAUGCAGGCCACUAAAAACCAUUUGAAAUGCUGUGGUCUUAAAAGUCUUAUUGGUUGUAAAUAUGAUUGUCAUCUGUGCCUGCAGUCGCUCGCUGCUGUGCUGGAUGGGAUGGGGGGGGUGUACAUGCUAACAUGAGCUCUGUAACCUCUGGGUAAAAUAAAAUGAUGAAUGAAGCCUCGUG
Molecule: messenger RNA, 2338 nt
Organism: Monopterus albus (swamp eel)
Lineage: Eukaryota; Metazoa; Chordata; Actinopteri; Synbranchiformes; Synbranchidae
Gene: wasf3b
Product: WASP family member 3b
Biological process (GO): positive regulation of Arp2/3 complex-mediated actin nucleation; actin cytoskeleton organization
Cellular component (GO): cytoskeleton; SCAR complex
Molecular function (GO): actin binding; protein kinase A regulatory subunit binding; Arp2/3 complex binding
Source: RefSeq, a predicted model, not a curated record